AUGUUUCGUUGGGCCCAGCAGCAGUUGGCCAAUGUCGCCGGUACCCAGGAACCCGAGUACGGCCCGGAGGCCAUUCACCCUGUGGGCAGGAACGCUGGUGACCCCGCCUAUACGGAGCUCAAGAAGGAACACUUGAAGUGGAAACUCGUCGAGCAGACCUGCGUCGAGACGCAGACGUUUUAUCUCCAGGCCGACAGUGGUCACUAUUGCUUUAUGCAGGUAAUCUACAACAACAUUGCCGGUCUGCGCAUCACUACCCAGUUCAACGUCAAGAUUUGGUACCCGAACAACGAGAAGCCAGUCGUUUGGACUAGCGACCCCCUCGAGAACUACGGCUUCGAUGAUGACCAAUUCUGUUUCUUCGCCGACGGUAUUUCGAUUGAGCUAUCCGAGGAUGGUUCUUCUUACAAUAUCAAGUCUGCGCGCAAUGACAGGAGCAUGGUCGACAUCAAGUUUGAGCGGGUAGCUCCAGGUUUCUUGGGAGGAACGGAUGGCACAACCAACUACGGAACCGAUCCCAAGGCGCCCUGGGGUUCUAUGCGACAUGCGUUCUGGCCGAGUGCAAACGUUGGAGGUAGGAUCAUCACCAACGGCGAGCAGAUUGACUUCAAGGGCCGGGGCAUGUACUGUAUGGCGCUGCAGGGCAUGAAGCCUCAUCACGCAGCUGCUCGAUGGAACUUUGUCAACUUCCAGUCGCCCAACUACUCCGCAAUUCUGAUGGAGUUCACUACGCCUGCCUCUUACGCCAACACCCUUGUCCGUGUUAGUGGCCUUGCUACCGACGGCAAGCUCCUUUUUGCCAACACUAAUGCUGGCGAUGUGAAGCACACGGCGACCAAGCAGGAUAGUGAUAAUGACUGGCCCGAGCCCACUUCAGCAAGCUAUACCUGGGAGGGCAAGACAGACGAUGGAAAGGAGGUGUCUGCCCACCUCGAGGGCAGCCUCGGGGAUCGUUUGGACCGUAUAGAUGUUAUGGCCGAAGUCCCAGGUUUCGUCAAGGCCAUCGUAGCCACUGCGGCAGGCACGAAGCCAUAUAUCUACCAAUACAAAUCGAAACUGACUCUCAAGGUCAAGGUGGGUGAUGAGGUAAAGGAGGAGGAAGGCACAUUGUUCGCCGAGGCCACUUUCAUCUCGUAG
Molecule: messenger RNA, 1137 nt
Organism: Didymosphaeria variabile
Lineage: Eukaryota; Fungi; Ascomycota; Dothideomycetes; Pleosporales; Didymosphaeriaceae
Gene: SVF1
Product: putative cell survival pathways protein
Exons: 4
Coding region: 1-1137 (378 amino acids)
Biological process (GO): response to oxidative stress
Cellular component (GO): cytoplasm
Source: RefSeq, a predicted model, not a curated record